This is a messenger RNA of Physcomitrium patens, 2202 nucleotides long. RefSeq names its product triacylglycerol lipase OBL1. NCBI's taxonomy places the organism in Eukaryota, Viridiplantae, Streptophyta, Bryopsida, Funariales, Funariaceae. Gene Ontology annotation, biological process: lipid metabolic process. The record is from RefSeq and is a predicted model, not a curated record. Gene Ontology annotation, molecular function: triacylglycerol lipase activity.
UGCCGAGCAAUACGCAAACACUGCAGAAGUAUAUAGAAGUUCGCUUUUACAGCAGAAACACGUAUAUGAAUCGUAGUUCGGCCCUCUUGUAGAAAACAUAUUGACGCACAGGCGGAGAUUCUAAGGCUAAGACUGCGCAUCAAGAUGCCACCCAUCGUCGAGGUUUGCCCGACUUUCUCAUGGCAGCAGAUCACCUCCUGGAUCGUGGUGCAAGCCCUGCAGUCCUGCUACAGGCCCCUCAAUUGGCUGGGUUCCAUCGUCGAAUGGACCAUCAACUUCUUUCUCCUCAACGGCGGGCUCUUCCGUCUGCUCUUCAAACUGUUCACCUUCCAAUGGGGUCGCAUCAUAUUACCCGAUCCGACCGCGGACAACUUCUUGAGCUGCGUGGGGGCGCUGGAUCCCCGUUGCGACUUGUACGUGGACACGUCGAGACCGGGCAAGGCUUCCAGCACUCGAGCAGACGGAGUAGUUUUCCCAGAUGAGAACGUUGGCUCGCGAUCCACCGCGGAUGUAUGCGUCAUGGCGGCAAAGCUGGCAUACGAGAAUCCAGCUGUUGUCAAGCGAGUGGUAAAAGACAUCUGGAAGAUGAAUUUCGUCAAGUUUUACGAAUGCUGGAACGAGCACCAGCAGAUGGACAAUACGCAGGCAUUCAUCUUCACCGACAAGCCCAAAGACGCGAACGCCGUCGUGGUGGCCUUCCGCGGUACGGAAGCAUUCAAUGCGUACGACUGGAGCACCGAUCUGGACUUCACUUGGGUGAAACUGGAUCGCCUGGGCGGCGUCCACCUGGGGUUCCUCGAAGCGGUAGGGCUCGCCAGUCGCAAACAUCGCGAUACGAUUGAGAGGCUGAACACGAAUGCAAUUGCAUCAAGCGAAGCGACCAAAGCGCAAGAACAAGCCGAGGCAACUGCUACCCGUACCCCCGUCACCCCGCAUCGCCGAUCCAAAGAGGAAAUCGAAAAAGCCCCCCCAACCUCCGGCCUCGCCCAAGGCAUCAUUGACGAUCCUGCCAAGGAGCUCGCGUACGACGCCAUUACGAAACGGGUGGGGCUUAUCCUCAAGGAAAAUCCCAGGGCCAAGCUCUUCAUCACGGGACACUCUCUGGGAGGCGCACUCGCCGCCCUCUACGCCACGAUGCUCCACUACACCGGCCAGACCGAGAUUGCCUCCAAGAUCGGAGCCGUCUACACCUUCGGCCAGCCUCGUGUCGGCGACCAGGACUUCGUCAACUACGCGAACUCCAAGCUCAAGGGCAAAUUCUUCCGCGUCGUCUACUGCAACGAUGUGGUUCCUCGAGUCCCGUUCGACGACAUCGUCAUGGCUUACAAGCACAUCGGCGACUGUAACUAUUUCAACAGCGUGUACGACGGAAUCACUGUUGAGGAAGUACCCAACCGGAACUUCUUCGGCAUCGCCAGGAUGAUCACCAUGCACCUGAACGCAGUGUGGGAGAUUGUCCAAGGCUUGUUCUUGAUCACUCUCCAGUACGGCAAGCAGUACGCGGAGUCGAUGAUGAGUCUGCUGUUCCGCAUGCUGGGAUUGGUGUUUCCCGGGGUCUCCGCGCACAGUCCAUGCAAUUAUGUGAAUUCGGUGCGUUUAGGGCCGUUCCCGCUCAGAGAGCGCAUCCUAGGUGACGUUGCUGACAUUUCGCAGGAGAUUGCCUUGAUGAACGACAACGUGAAGGACAUCCUGUAUAGCAUUUUGCAGGUGUUUUUCGGGAAGAAAGUUCGCGAUUUCGGUCCAAAGCGGCUGUUUCUUGCCUGAACCUGCAUGUCGUCGCACUGGCUGCCCUAGUAUGCAUGCAUGCAGGUCUAAGUAAAUCCGUGGCCGUCGAUAAGAAGUUUGAAGCAAACGAGAACUUGUAAUCGAAGAGUUUGUGUGUGUGUGUGUGUAUAUAAAUAUAUGCAUAUAUAUGUAUCUGUUUAUCUUUACAUAUAUCUGGCUGUGAUUGAGUGCGCACGUGGGCACAUUUUACAUCCUCCUUUAACCCCGCGACUGAUCAACGAUUCGAGAUGCGAGUUGAGAGUGGGGUACAUCGUAAUCGGAACGAGCUCAGGAAACGGAAGGAGUAGUGAAAUUUGCAGUCAUAUGUGGACCAAGCAAGUGGGGGUUUACAAAUCUAGUUUUACCCGCAGUGAGUGAUUCCAGCAACAAUGUUUUGAUGAGAAAUUAUAUCUAAUAUAUUAUUUGUAUUUCACAAUU